Molecule: messenger RNA, 1796 nt
Organism: Pseudomyrmex gracilis
Lineage: Eukaryota; Metazoa; Arthropoda; Insecta; Hymenoptera; Formicidae
Exons: 2
Coding region: 265-1491 (408 amino acids)
Source: RefSeq, a predicted model, not a curated record
GCCGGCAGUUUAUAGGUUAAGUUUUAUACUCCCGCGAGAACACGCGUGUAUGUAAAUAAAUAUAAAAAAUGACAUUGUGACCGACACUUUACUCUGAAUAUUCAAACAAUUUGUUUCGCUUGUGUUUGAGUUAACGUAAUGUGUUAUUAUUGUAUUUCAUGUUGGUGCUUGGUAUUGCGCACAAAAUCACCGUUCUCGUGUGCAUGAUCGUUUGUCUGUAUCUCGAGAUUUGUCGCAUGUUGAACGACCCGGACCUUUUGAGAUAUGUUGGAAUUUUGUCCGCUCUGUAUGAAAAAUGGUCUUGAAAACAAGGUCAGGAUAUUUCAACUCAAUUUGGAAGAAGCUGUGUGGGCCUGUGAAGCGCCGGAUUGUGUGUGGCCAAUUGGUUAUGAAGAUCUGACAUUUAUUAGAAAUGUACUUGAUCUCAGUAACGAAGGAGGAACAAGUUCUUCUACAGAAAAUGUUCCCGAUAACACAAAACAGAAAAGUUCUUCUGAAGAGAACGUUCUUAUUAAUACAGAAGAAACGAGUUUUUCUAGAGAGAAUGUUUACAAUACGUUUCCUGCACACAAGAAACAAGAUUUUUUAGAAAGAACAUUUAAAACAGAAACAAGUUCUUCGGAAGUAAACAGUUUCAGUGAUACAGAAGAAACAAAUGUUUGUAAAAAAAUCGUUUCCACUAACACUGAAGAAACAAACUCUUCUAGAGAAACUAUACCUAUUCCAAUGGAACUUUCGCUCUAUACUCCACCUGUAACUCCUAUGGGAGGAGAGCUCUCUAAAGAAGUAAAUAUGAGUAUUUUGAGUCCUGAGAAUGCCUCCAAUUUAAUAGAGGAUAAAUCUGAUGAAUUGCUCAGAGAUGAAUCCAUUAGCUCAGUAAAACAAUUCAAGAAAAAUGUUAAUCACUUAUCAACAUCUGAAUUGUCAGAAGGAGAAAUUGACAAUUUUAUCAAGAAAAGCGAAAAUAUCGAAAAAGAAGAGAGUAAAAGAGCUGGUAAAGUAUUGCCUAAGAUCACUAACAUUGAAAAGACCAAUAUCGAUCUGAAAAUUUAUUCGGACAAAACUGAACGAUAUAAAGCGCAAGAUGAUUCAAAACAACAAGAAUGUACAGAAGUAUUUACAAAUACACUUGUAACAGAAGUUGCAAAAGAUUAUAAUAUAUUGACUGAUUAUAAAUGGUGCAAUGAAAGUGGCUUAGAUGAGCAGCAGAAAGAGAAUAAAAAGGAUGAAUCAAAUAAUAAUCAGGUGACACAGAGAUUACAACCAGAUAAUACGGAGAUAAUAACGGUAACCAAUUCGUGCAAAGAAGUGGUGCCGGGAGCACAACCGGUAAUUAACACAUAUGCGAACUUAGACACGUCGAACUGUUCCUCUUUGAAUAUUUCAAGCGAUUUGAACUUUGAAGACAUAUUGGGCGAUAUUUCGUCACUUAAUGAUGAUAAUAUGAUGGAAAAAAUUGAUACAGAAUGGCUGAAAUUCUUAGAAAGCUGACAGUAUUCAGUUUUGCUAUUAACUUAAUGAAAUUAUAUUGUAUAUCAAGACUGAAAGUGAAACAGUUAUAGAUUUAGUAGUUAUGUUUUGUUGUAAAAUUUAUUUUUACUUUUUGUGAUAAUAAAAGUGCAUAAAAUCGCACUGGAGCUGAUCUAGUUCACCAAUGGCUCAAUCUCCCAUAAAGUAUAUUAUUUUUGUCAUAAGAAUUAUGUGUAAGCAGAGAGUCGACUUCGAAACUUAAAUUAAAUUUAGAUAAUAACUAAAAUUACUUUUCUCUCCUCUCUCAUUCUAAUGUGUGUGAAAUA